CGCCGGGGCCUGGCUGAAGGCUGCAGGCCCCGGGGCCCGAGAUCGGGCAGGAGAUCCCGGCUGCCUUGCGGCUGGGCGGGGAAAGGGAGACGAGCGGGGUUCGGGGCAGUUGCCAAGUGAUCCAUUGGAUUAAGUUGGUGGGUGUCUGGAUCGCGAGAAUUCACGGGACUCCGAUUCUGACUCUGAGGAAGGAGCCGUGGGCGGAGAAGCGGAGAUGGACUUCCUGCGGAAUUUCUUCUCCCAGACCCUGGGUCUGGGUUCCCAGAAAGAGCGUCUCCUGGAUGAGUUGACCCUGGAGGGGGUGUCCCGCUACAUGCAGAGUGAGCGCUGCCGCAGGGUCAUCUGUAUGGUGGGAGCUGGAAUCUCCACAUCCUCUGGCAUCCCUGACUUCCGCUCACCAACCACCGGGCUCUACGCCAACCUGGAGAAGUACAAGCUGCCCUACCCCGAGGCCAUCUUUGAGAUUGGCUUCUUCAAGAAACAUCCAGAGCCCUUCUUUGCCCUCGCCAAGGAACUCUAUCCCGGGCAGUUCAAGCCGACCAUCUGUCACUACUUCAUCCGCCUGCUGAAGGAGAAAGGGCUGCUGCAGCGAUGCUAUACGCAGAACAUCGACACCCUGGAACGUGUUGCGGGGCUGGAACCUGAGGACUUGGUGGAGGCCCACGGCACCUUCCACACGUCGCACUGUGUCAGCCCGCUGUGCCGGCAGGAAUACCCCCUGAGCUGGAUGAAAGAAAAGAUCUUCUCCGAGGUGACUCCCAAGUGUGAGAAGUGUCAGAGCUUGGUGAAGCCUGACAUCAUCUUCUUUGGCGAGAACCUGCCGGCGCGCUUCUUCUCCUGCUUGCAGUCGGACUUCCGGAAGGUGGACCUCCUCAUCAUCAUGGGCACCUCCCUGCAGGUGCAGCCCUUCGCCUCCCUCAUCAGCAAGGCCCCCCUCUCCACCCCGCGCCUGCUCAUCAACAAGGAGAAGACCGGCCAGACGGACCCGUUCCUGGGCAUGAUGAUGGGCAUGGGAGGCGGCAUGGACUUUGACUCCAAGAAGGCCUACAGGGACGUGGCCUGGCUGGGUGACUGCGACCAGGGCUGCCUGGCCCUUGCCGACCUCCUGGGAUGGAAGAAGGAGCUGGAGGAGCUGGUCCGGAAGGAGCACGCCCGCAUCGACGCCCAGGCGGAGCCAAGGAGCCCCAACCCCACCUCCACCUCGGGGCCCUCUCCCGGGGCCUCCCCACCUCCCGCCAAGGACCAGACCCAGUGACCAGGGCGUGUCCCCUGCAGGACCCGCACCUCCUUCAGGGCAGCCCCCUCUAACUUACAGCUCUCCUCCUCUGGGCGCGCUGAACAGUUCCCCAAUCUCUUAACCAAGCCCCGCCCACGCCCAAGUGCCCCCCCCCCCCACCUCCCAUCGCCCUGACCA
Molecule: messenger RNA, 1414 nt
Organism: Sorex fumeus (smoky shrew)
Lineage: Eukaryota; Metazoa; Chordata; Mammalia; Eulipotyphla; Soricidae
Gene: SIRT2
Product: sirtuin 2
Exons: 15
Coding region: 215-1255 (346 amino acids)
Molecular function (GO): histone deacetylase activity, NAD-dependent; NAD+ binding
Source: RefSeq, a predicted model, not a curated record